CUCAUUUUCUCCGUCUUCCUACCUCUAUAGAUAGCGACCAAAACUUUUGACUUUGACAAGAAUUAAAAAGAAGAAUAAAUGUCAAAAUAUAUCAUGUGCUUUUUUAAGGUUAUGUAUGUGUUGGUUUUGGUUUAUUAUUGUAUAUAAUUUAAAGUAAAAUCUCAGCAAAAUCAUGGCGACUUCUUUAGCUGAACAACUUCAACGUCUCGCAAUACCGCAGAGUUCUGCUAUAAAACGCGAUAAGAAACGUCCUUCUUUGCUUUUCGAUCCUAAAAAGGCCGCAGAACUAUCUAGAGAAAUAUUUUACCAGAUCGGAUUAGAAGGACUCGAAGAGUUGACUCAAAAAAAUGAAGUUUUUUCACAAUUCAAAGACGGUCUUUUUCACGCUACUUCGAAGGAAUUUGAACGGUCUGUUCAAAACACAGAGGCCAACGAAAAGUUAAAUAAGAGUAUUAAAAAGUUUCUUUUGUUACUGUCUCCUUAUUUCAUGUUAAACUGUUCCCAUAAAGCUCUUGAGUGGUUGGUAAAUAGGUUUUCUAUACAUGAGUACAAUAAGGAAGAUUUAUUAAUGUUAUGUUUACCAUAUCACGAAAGCAAUAUUUUUGUGAGGGUAAUUCAAAUAGUCGUAUUUAAAAAUAAAAGAGAUGGUUUUUACUUUUUAAAGCAGCUGCAAUUGCCUGGUACUCAUUUACCUAAACAAAUUCUUUUAAGCCAUUCUGCUUCCAAUAAUGAAUUUUUAAAAUUUGUUUCCAAGUACAUAAAAGAUUUGUUAAAAUAUCAUGAAAAACAUUAUUUAUUAACAGUUGCUUUUAAUUUUUAUUGCACUGUUUUUUCUGGAGCUUUAGAAUACAGCAAUGAUAUUACAGAAGAUCAAGUAUCUCAGUUAUUACCUUUAUUGUUAAAAGGUUUAAAUUCCCCAAUUGCAGACUUUGGUGCUGCUUCGUAUGUAAUAACUGCAAGAUUAGUCUCUAAAACCAACCUUUCUAACAAGCUUUUGGAUAAAUUUGUUGAAAAAAUAUCAGAAGUUAAAGUAGAAAGUCUAAAAACUGAAGCAUGCUUAUUACUCCUGGUUAUUUAUCAAUCGCAAAAGCAGUAUACAAAUUUUCCAACCAUUGCCAUAAUUAGUUUGUCAGAAAAAGAGUGGUUGCCAAAAAUGUUGAGCAGUUUGCAAACUUCUGGGAGUUUUAUUUAUCCAUUUUUUGAGAGGUUGAUAACUAGUGCGUUUAUUGAAGGUGUAAAUAAUGAUUUCAAAUUGGUCAGAGAUAUGGUGAAAGCUUGUUUGGAUCAACUAAAAGUCAAGGAAGAAUUCGUAUCAAUCAUUUUAAAUUCCCUUUUGGACGCAGCACAUCAAGAUGACAUUUCUGCAGAAGCUAAAGAAUGGUCAAUAGGAAUAUUAGAAUCCAUGGAAACUCAAUACCCUUCAGUAUUCGAUAAGGAGGUAUAUAGAAUCCUCUCUACCACAGCGGAUAAAAAAUCAAUAAAACGUAGAAAAUGCUUAACCAAAUUGUUGAAAAACACCAUGACCUACAAAGGAAAAUUCGAUGUAUUCGGAAAAUUGUACCACCCGAAUCCUUGCAUAAGAGGCGAAGGUGUAAAAUUCCUUUUAGACAAUUACGAUGCCCUCAGAGAUACCGAUAAAGAAAUAAUAAAUAAUUUCUUCAUUGAUGGAUUGAGAAGUGACAAUAAAGACAUGGUCAAGGAGACCCUGAAACUUGUCAAAAAAACGGACAAAAUCGACAAAGAUGUUUUAAAAAAGUCUCUAGCUAUUUUAUCCUUCAAAUACCAUAAAGAUAAAGUCGGGUGGAGAUUGGUUUACAAAGAAGUAACUAAUAUGCUGUUUACACUCUACCCUCCAACUGAUUGGGAGGUAUUUUUAGUAAUAUUUCCGUUUUUACUACCGGAGACAUCAGAAGAUCUUCCUAGAGCCAAAAAACUGUUAGAACUGCCAUUUAUUUCCAACCACGAUUUAUUCAAAAGUGAUAUUCACAGAUUGAAAAGCGUUAGCAAUGAGGAAGCCUUUGUGAAAUUGAUUUUAAAAGUUUUAUCUAAAAAUACCGAUAUACACAACGUAUCUAAUUUUAUAAAAGUGUUAAAAGGUAUUCCUGAUGAAAUGUGGGAUAGUUAUCAUAAGUAUAUAUCGUUUCUAAUUUUGGGUACCAUUUUACCACAACGUUCAUCUCUAGAAAUCGGCAGUUUGGUAAUUGACUUUCUGCCCAAAUUGUUCGAGAAUAUCACUCAAAAAUUUGAUUAUGAAAAGACCAUAUCCGGAAAUAUACAAGAAGCGAUUAAAGGAAAAUUCCCUAUACAAGGUUUUCUGAAAUGCUUAAUCAACCUUACAUACAAAAUCGAAAAAGCUCAAAUCGAUCUCAAAAUGAGAGAUUUUUUGCUGCCAAAUGCAGAAAACAGAUUUUUUUUGAGCACCACCAAAAUACUGUUGGAAAACAACGUGGAAUAUUUAAAAAAGUUUCUAAAAAAGAUUUGCGAUAAUGACGCCGUCGUUAUAGAAUCGUUAUUAAACGUUUGUCUAUGCCAAAACGACGGUUUGAAGAUCACAAUUUUGAAUUUCGUCAAUAAUAACCUGCAAGAAAAUGAUGAAUCUAAAACUCUGAUUUAUAUAGACCAAUUUGUACCGAUAUUCCUGCUGGUAUUACUUUCUGAUCCUGAUGAAAAUAUCCGAAGAAUAAUAAUCGAUAUUUUUAUUACAUUAAUCAAUUCAUCCACUAGAAAAGGCAACUCAUUCUAUUACUUAAUAAAUGUAGUAAUAAAGAAUAAAGAAGAAAUCAUUUUAGACCACGAACAGCUACCUUUAAUAAUCUUCAAAGCUUUAGAUCCAUCAAACACAAAAAAAGAUAAAAAGAGUGCUAGCGAUUUAAACUUAAUAAGGAAUCAACUGUUGAAAACCUGCUGCCAAAGUUUAACCCCUGCUUAUUUAAAAUCUCGGAUUUUAUACGCUUUAUCAUUGAUAAAUUCUUUCGAAAUACUAGAAGAGACUGCUAAACUAGCUUUGUCGAUUUUGGAAGAGAAUACGUUGGAAAUUAAAUCUUUCAAUGCUGAAAUUGUUGUACAUAUCGUCGCUAAAGUUACAUCUAACGUCAUUAACAAACUAAAUCUUGAUAGUACCGCUUGGAAAUUAAUUGAAAUCUUCAUAAAAAACGAUGAAACUUUAAUUUAUAAUGAUUCCGAAGAUAAAAUUACCCCAUCGGUUCUCAUGUUGAACCAAUUGGAUAGAGAACUAUUCAUUUCGUUGGACAAUGCAGAAGUGAUCAAGAAACUUUUGGAUAUCGUGGUGGAAAAGUCGGCUACUGCCCAGAAUCCUGAAGUGCUUCCAGCCGCUCUUAGGAUAUUUAAGCAUAUAGAUUUGGAUUCGGUAUGGAUAACGGGACAGUUGAUUGGGAUGAGGGACGUGUUGAGUCCCAAGAUCGACGCCAGCAAGAAGAAAAGGAGAAUUGGAGUGGUACCGACUGUUGAUAUAUUGGAUACGUUGGAAUGGAGAAAAGGUGUAGCCGUGUUGGAAUUUAUACAAGACAAGAAAAAAAUCAGAAACACAGACUCUUUAGUUCCGAUUCUUUUCGACGUCUUGAAACGAUGCUUAGAUUUCGACGAACAAUCUGCCGUCGAAUAUCCUAAACAACUUUUACUUUCCCUCAUCCUGCAUUGCUUCGCAAAAACCGAAGAAAUUAUCCCAGACAACGUUUUCAACAUUGAACUGAUAGUUCAGUGUAUACGAGCCUCUCAAAAUCCUCAGACGCACCAUCACGCCUUACUGGUAUUAACUCAUACAGCGCAUUUGGUUCCCACGCAAGUUUUGCACCAUAUGAUGGCGAUUUUUACGUUUAUGGGGUCUUCUGUUUUGAGGCACGAUGAUGCAUACAGUUUCCAUAUUAUUUUCAAGAUUAUCGAUACCAUUAUUCCGAUUAUUGUCAAUGAACAUGAAGAAGGUGAUCGAACGAGCAACGUAACCAAAGUCCUUAGGGUUUUCGUUGAUGCUCUAUUAGACGUCCCGGAUCACAGGAGGAUCCCUCUAUUCAAACAGCUUUUGGAUAGAAUCGACGUCAAAAAAAAUCUCUUCCUUUUUCUUCUGCUUAUUUUCGAAACACAAGUAACGCAUGCCUCGUUUAAUAAACAAAGAAAGAAUGGAGUUCCGAAUAAACUAGACGUAGCUACUGACUUGUGCAAAGAAUUCCCUCCGGAUAUUAUUAUCUACAAUGGCAUCAAAUUGAUAAAAUACCUGCAAGAAUUGCCAGAUGAGAAGGAAGAAAAUACAGAAAUUAAUAAUGCAGAAAAUUUGACUUUCAACUUGUCAACCCACACCCCCAAAGACUUCCGCCACUACAAAUACAUCUUAGUUAAAUUCAUAUCGAAUUUACUGAGCUCAUCCCAAUUCGUCAAUUCCGUAGCAGCCUUAACAGACGAAGCCGAGCUUCAACUGGAACCUUUAUUCAAAGAUUUAAUAGUGGUUAUCCUGCAGUACGUCCAAAGGAUAUCGAAAGUAGCCGAAAGAAAUGCUAAUACUCCUCAAGCGCAAUACUGGAAAGUCAUGUUGCACUUGAGUUACGAUGUAUUAGAUAGCGUAAAUGCGUUACUGACAUCCCAGAUGUUCCUCUUGGUAACCAAAGGAUUGAUGGUGCAUAAAUUGGGCACAGUACGAAGGAGAAUACUGGAGUUGUUGAAUAAUAAACUCCAGUACAAUCAACAGUUUUUCGAAGAUUGCGAUAAGAACGAUAUAUAUUCGUUAAUACCUUCAAUCGUUACGAUUAUAGAAAGCGUUGAAGAAGAAAUCGACAGCGAACAAGAAACUAUUGUACAAACAUCGCUGCUAUCGCUCAAACUGCUGGUCAAAUCGCUAGCGUGGCAGGAACCCGAAAAAUUCGUCCAAAUUCUGGAAUUCAUCACCGGCAUUCUACAAUCGGGGAAAGUACAGAACAACGUAUUGGCUUCGGUCGUACUGUGCUUGGCUGAACUGUGCGUUAAUCUUAAAGGUCACGCAAUUUCUAGCCUUCCCGAGUUCAUGCCGGCUCUGAUGCAGAUUCUGAAGAAGCAGAAGAACGGCGAUGGGAACAGCGUGUUGUUGAGGAGUUUGGUGACUGCUGUGGAGAAGGUGUUAGAUAGUAUGCCGUUGUUUUUGAGCCCGUAUUUAGAGAAACUGUUGACAGAGAUAUCGCUGUUGAUGUCUAGGUGGAUUACCAGCGAGGAAAAGGAGGUACAGCCAUUCACAAAUAAAUUGAGCAGCAUAAAACAGAAAAUAGGAUCGUCGAUAUCCCUUAGAACUCUUCUACCGGCUAUGGAGAUCUGUUAUAAUAAAUUAGUGAGGAAAUCUUGUUACAACGCCUGUUGCUCUUUAAUGGACAUUUUAGCGAAAAGCAUCACCAACGCCACCGCAUCAGACAUCAAUUCCAAUCUAAACGAAUUAACGAAUUUCUUCUUGGACAUACUCAAAUUCCGCGCCGAUUCAAAUUGCGACUUGGAUGAGGCCAAUAUGGUGGAGAAUCAUAUAAUCGGAGCGUUUACAGUCUUAGUGUUGAAAUUGUCUGAAAAUUCCUUCAGACCGUUGUAUUACAAAGUCUACGAUUGGGCUAUCAGGAGCAGAGAUAAAAGCGAGAGGGUUAUAACGUUUUAUAAUUUCUCCAGUAAAAUUGCGCAUUCACUUAAAGGGUUAUUCCUGUUAUUCGCAGGACAUUUUAUCGGUAAUGCAGCCCAAAUUUUAGACGCUUGCAACAAUAUCAAGACCGAUAAAUUAUAUUUUGAUGACGAUUUAAAAAAUAUUUUGCUUUUGGAAAACGUUUUAAGCACUUUAGACGCCCUAUUUAUGUACGACACUCAAAAAUUCAUCAACAGAGAUAGAUUUGACAUCCUGAUGCAACCAUUGGUAGACCAACUGGAAAACACUCUCGGAGGUACUGAUGCAUUGAUGACACGUAACGAGAAGUUGCUAGUACCGUGUUUAGUACAUUUUUCUGUAGCUACUUCGGACGAUUCGUUGUGGAAGCAAUUGAACUACCAGGUUUUGUUGAAGAUGCGACACAACAGUGCGAAAAUUCGAUUGUGUGCUUUACAAUAUCUCACCGAGUUCGUAAACAAGUUGGGAGAAGAUUUUCUGCCAUUGUUGCCAGAGACUAUACCAUUUUUGGCAGAAUUGUUAGAGGACGAAGAAGAGGAUGUUGAGAAAGCUUGUCGGAAGGCUGUGCAAGAGAUGGAGAAGGUAUUGGGAGAGCCGUUACAAAAAUAUUUUUAAUUCUUAGGUUAUGCGUAAUUUAAGAUACGCAGUAAAUGUUAAUGUGUAAAUAUGUAUUUUGUCAAAUUUAACUAAAUAAAUUG
Messenger RNA from Psylliodes chrysocephalus, 6315 nucleotides. The record is from the annotation of a GenBank genome assembly. NCBI's taxonomy places the organism in Eukaryota, Metazoa, Arthropoda, Insecta, Coleoptera, Chrysomelidae.